UACAAGGAACAUUGUUUUCUACUUCCACUCCAUUCACUUUGACUCUCCAAGAUGGUUCAAUACUCUUUCUUGCGUUUCCUUGUUCUCAGUUUCUCUCUGCUUCCUCUCUUGGCUGAAGAUGAAAAGAAAUACCAAGGGAAGUGCCCAACAUCUUUUCAAUGCGGUGAGUUUGGGGAACUCCAGUUUCCAUUCACCAACACAACAAACCUGGGCUGUGGUUUGCCCAUAAAGCGUUGUGAUGAUGAAAAUACAUUUAAAGUAGUCCAUUCACCAAAAACAUUGUAUAAACUAGAAUCCAUCGAUGGGAGCAAUUCAAUCUCUGUCACAGACCACCACCUUCGGAAACUCUUGAACAACAGAAGCUGCAAUGCCUUCACUUACGAUCUUAAAGAAACCCUUCCUCAGAACUCCUCCAUGCUGCAUUUUCAGAUCGAAAUGAAACACAAUAUAACCUUGUUAAGAUGCAGACACGCCCUUGAUAAUAGCACUAAAUACAUACAUCACAUAAGCUGUAACGACUCCGAAAUCUACUACCCUUCUCAAAAUUUUGGAACGGAUAACAAUGACAUGCUUGAAAAUGCAUGUUCAACCCUCCAGCUUCCAAUUAAUUCAUCGCUUCCUGUGGACAAUUCCACAGACUUGUACACUUCCGUACAUGCUGGAUUCCGACUGCUGAUAUCGGUAUCAGAGAAUUGUCGCGAGUGUCAAGAAAAUGAAGCUCAAUGUCAAGUUCACAACUUUCGUUGUACCGGUACCAAAGGAGCAGCAGAACCCUCCAAGCGUAAACAAGCAGUUGACAUUAUUCUAAAAUCAGGUAUUUAUUUAUAUGUUCUGAAAAAUUGGAAGGUAUAAAUAUUGUUUACUUUAUAUAUUUUUAGCCUGCACUUCUGACUGAUUUCCAAGGUAAUGCAUGUUUGAGGGCGGUGGUGGGUUCAGCCAAAAACAUGUUCAUUCCCAGGUCGAAAGCAAUACAACAGAGUUUCUUCCAUUUUUGACACCAUGAUUUUGGUAGGAGUAAUGGAUUCUAAAUGUUUUCCAAACACACUAGUAGUAGAUCACUAGAGUACUAGACUGCCUUAUCAUAGUUUUCACAUUUUUUAUCUCCUAUGGAUACCUCUGUUCAGUUGAAAACAGUAUACUUUGCUAGUGGCAUAUACAUGCAUUGUGGAGAUAAUACUGUAACAAUAUCAAUUAUAGCAAAUCAAAACAAUUGAGAUAGAACAAAAUUGAGGAGAUUUUGUUGAUAUGAUUGUAUUUUUACUGUAAAUAGAUUUUUUCGCAUAUAUAAAAAUAAGAUAGAAAACGUUUUUUCUGCAGUCAAAUUAUACUACUUGCCUUCAUAAUACUAGGGAAGUUGGAACUGCUGCGAGUUUUAAGAGUUAACAACUCUUGCUUGCAGCAGUAGCCUAAAUAUCUUAAGAAAAAUCCAAAAUAUACUGAACUAGGGUUAAAUUUUAUGGCUUUUACAAUUUAAAAUUUAGGUGCUGUUUUUGUUUGUAAUGAAAAU
Molecule: messenger RNA, 1507 nt
Organism: Cajanus cajan (pigeon pea)
Lineage: Eukaryota; Viridiplantae; Streptophyta; Magnoliopsida; Fabales; Fabaceae
Source: RefSeq, a predicted model, not a curated record